Messenger RNA from Bursaphelenchus xylophilus (pine wood nematode), 1505 nucleotides. The record is from the annotation of a GenBank genome assembly. Lineage: Eukaryota; Metazoa; Nematoda; Chromadorea; Rhabditida; Aphelenchoididae.
AUGUUGGCAUCAAAGUCGUUGGUACAGAGACGGCUAGCCUCUGCCGCCGCUGCCCAUUCCAGCCCUCUGGUGGGCGCUGUCGAGACCAAAGUCACGCGUCUUCCCAACGGUCUUUCGGUGGCCUCAAUCGAAACGAAUGGACCCGUGUCUUCACUUGUUCUGGCUUACAGAGCUGGAUCCCGUUAUCAGCAGCCGGAUGAGAAUGGUUUGGUCCAUCAUUUGCGUAACAACUUCGGCAAGGAUUCCGCCAGUUAUCUUGGGUUGAAAUUGCUUUGGCAAUUGGGUUCAGUUGGUGGAAAUGUGACCGCUUCUCACGGAAAAGACUUCUUGGCCGUUCAGACCAAUGUGGUAAGUUGAUUUGACUCAGUAUUGUUUGGUUUUUGUCUCCACUUAUUUGGUAUUUUCGAUGUUAACGUAAAAAAUUUUUAACAAGUCCAAUCUAGAUCCGAGACGGUUCGGCCGUCGCCGUUUCCGUUCUUGGAGAACUUGCCAAGCCCGCCUUAAAGCCUUGGGAUGUUGAGGAAGCCACUGAGACUCUUCCAGUUGAUUUGACCGUUCAACAGCCUUUCGAUGUUGUCGUUGACCUUGUCCAUCGCGCUGCUUACAGGUAUGCCCAUUUUAAUAUUUUGAAAUUCUGUCUUUAGAAACGGCCCAUUGGCCAAUUCAGUGAACGCCCGUCCCCAUGAAGUCGGAAAGAUCUCCGUCAAACAAUUGGAAGCCUUCUCUGCUUCCCGUUUGGUCUCCGGAGAAGCUGUUCUUCUUGGUGUCAAUGUUGAACAUUCUGAUCUUCUCGGAUACGCCCAAGCUCAGAAUGUGAUUUCUGAAGGUCGUGGUAAAGACGCUGUUCCUUCUCCCUAUCUUGGCGGGGAUGCUCGAACUGUUGGCCCAUCCAGCAUCGCUCAUGUUGUUAUUGCUGGAGAAGGUGCCGGGCUCAAGGACACCAAAGCUGUUGCUGUUCAGAGAGUUUUGGCUGCUCUGGUUGGACAAAGUGAGUGUAAAGUCUUGAGGAUUAUUGCUUUCAACUUUUAGCCGCCGAAGUCAAGUUUAGUGGAUCCGCGGGCAGCGGAGUUGUGGGCGCGACUGUUCAGAAGGCCGCCAACCAAAGACCGGUCGGAAUUUCGGCUGUCGAUGUGAACCACUCCGAAACUGGUCUUGCUGGAGUUUAUGUUGUUGUUGAAGGCCAAUACGCCGAACCUGUAGUCCGCGCCGCUUUUGAUGGCUUGAAGAAGAUCGCUUCAGGCGUUGAAACGGCCGUUUUUGAAGCCGCCAAAGCCAACGCUAAACUCAACACCCUGUUGGCGUUGGAAAACCCAGCCAGUUUGGCCCUUGAAACCGCCGCUGAUGUCCUCGUCAACGCCACCGUAACCUCGCCAUUGGAUUUUGCAGCCGAAAUCAGCAAAGUUUCCGUGGAAGAUGUGAAAAAGGCCGCUCAAAAAAUUGUCCAGAAACCGUCCGUUGCGGCGUACGGCCGUGUGAACCAAGUCCCAUACGUCGAUCAGCUCUAA